Recurvomyces mirabilis is the source of this 1668-nucleotide messenger RNA. Its product is annotated as oxygen-dependent protoporphyrinogen oxidase. The coding region runs from base 1 to 1668 and encodes 555 amino acids. Gene Ontology annotation, cellular component: cytoplasm; nucleus. Gene Ontology annotation, biological process: regulation of mRNA stability. Gene Ontology annotation, molecular function: metal ion binding; poly(A) binding. The transcript has a single exon. NCBI's taxonomy places the organism in Eukaryota, Fungi, Ascomycota, Dothideomycetes, Mycosphaerellales, Teratosphaeriaceae. The record is from RefSeq and is a predicted model, not a curated record.
AUGGCCGGUGUCACGGUGGAAGCAGGCUCGCCUCUGGCUCACGAGAUCCAGCGCGUCGCCCAGACCAAGUUGAUGGAGAACAGCUGGGCGCCUGAGGAGACAGAUACCACACUAUCAGAGUACGUGACGAUGAUGCUGGUCAACGGCAAGGAUAUGCAAGGCGUGCAGGCCGAGCUUGGGGGUGAAUUAUUAGGCGUGGGCGAAGACGACCCGCAAGUCGCGGAUUUCACGCGGUGGCUGUUCGAUCAGGCGCGAUCGUUGAGUGGACAGGGCGCGGCGGUGGAGAGUAGUGGCGAGAUGGGUGGAGUGGAGAAGGCGGGUGGUGAGCAGACCGACUCUGGUAUGGAUGAGCAGAUGGACGAGGCGGGUGCUGCGGAGGGUGUGCCAAGUGGGCCGAAAGCGAUGCGGAACGGCAGUGAAGGCGGACGAGGUGGUCGAGGAGGACGCGGUGGGCGCAUGCUCGGCCAGAUGAACAGAUCUAUGGACCGAGCACAAGACGACCCCUUACGACGGAUCAAGGGUGCCGCUUCUGGAGCCGGCCGAAUAGAUGGACAUGCCGGCCGAGCACCACGGGGACCACGCGGUGGAAACCUUGCAAACGGACUGCAGCGCACGAUGAACGGCAACGGAAGAGGCGGCCACGCAGCCCAAAUGAACUCUAACAACCCCAUGAUCAACACCCAAGGGCCACAAGACCAACAAAUGAUGUUCAUGCAAAUGAUGGAGAUGCAAGCGAACAUGAUGGCGCAAAUGCUGCAAGGCGGCCAAAUGCCCAACAUGCCGCAAAACAACGGCUUCCAACAAAAAAACGGCCGCGGCGGCAAAAGCAUGUUCGACCGCAUCGACAAGCGCGGGCAGAACAAACUAAACCGCCAGUCCACACCCGCCACAGAAACCGGCGACAACACAAGUAACAACGGCGGCAUGGACAUCGACCGACCACUGGAACCCGACCGCGGCUCCCCCUUCGACACAAUGUGCAAAUUCAACCUCAAAUGCCUCAACCCAACCUGCCACUUCGCGCACCAAAGCCCCGCCAACACCCGUCCAAACAUCUCCCUCGACAUGACAGAUACCUGCUCCUACGGCCCGGCCUGCACCAACAACAAAUGCCUCAGCCGCCACCCUUCCCCAGCCAUGCGAGGGAACUUCGCCGCGUCCGGCGGAAACGGCGCACCAGGUGGUAGUGGCUUCGCGGGCAGCAAAAGCGAAACAAUCUGCCGCUUCUACCCCAACUGCACCGCGGGCCCCACCUGCCCGUUCAAACACCCGGAUUCCCGCCCCUGUCGCAACGGAGCGGAUUGUGCUGUCGAAGGGUGUACAUUCGCGCAUUCGAGCAUAGCGUGUAGGUAUAACCCCUGUACGAGGGCGGAUUGUCCGUAUAAGCAUGGGGAGGGCCAGAAGAGGGGGGUUUUUAGUGAUAAGGUUUGGACUUCUGGGGUGGGAGAAGAGGAUGGGAGUGCGGGGGUUAGGGAGGAGGCGAUGGGCGGGAGUGGAGAGGGGAAGAGUGGGAGGUUUGCGGGUCUGAUGGAGGGGGGUGCGGGGCUGGGGGAGGAGUUGAUUCUUCCUGGGCAGCAGCAGCAGCAGCAGCAGCAAGGGCAGGUGCAGCAGGGGCAGAAUGGCGAGGCUUCUGCCGCGGUAGAGGUGCAGCAGGAUGUCGUGGCGUAG